Messenger RNA from Theobroma umbraticum, 1190 nucleotides. NCBI's taxonomy places the organism in Eukaryota, Viridiplantae, Streptophyta, Magnoliopsida, Malvales, Malvaceae. The record is from RefSeq and is a predicted model, not a curated record.
CGCCCACUUUAAAAGAAAAAAUAAAUACCCCGACACUUUCCUCCCAAACGGCCUAACUUUUUCUUAAUCUCUCUGUCUUUGUCCUUUUUUCCCUUUGAUUUCUCUCUCUUUCUGUUACCCGAAAGCCAAGCUCUCUUUCUGAAGAUCUACUGUCUCUAUUUUCUGUGCUGUUGGGCGUCGAUUCUCGGCAUUCAUUUAUUCUUCAUCAGGCAUCACUGCAUCAGCACCACUGUUGCUCAACCAUUUGUUACUGUUAGACAUGGAAGCUAUCAAGAAGCAAGCUACCAAGCUCAGAGAGCAAGUUGCCAAGCAACAGCAAGCAGUACUUCGGCAUCUUGGCCAUUUUAGUAAUGAAGACAUAACAGUCGAUGAAGCUGAGCUUCAAUGUCAUCAAAAGCUGCAAGAUUUAUACAUUUCUACAAAGGCAGCUAAGCAUUUGCAGCGGAAUAUUGUCCGUGGCAUAGAAGGUUUUAUUGCAACAAGCUCAAAGCUGCUAGAAAUAGCUAGGAAGUUGGCUGAUGAUUGUUGCAAAUACGGAGCUGAGAGUCAAACCACUGAUUCUUCUCUUGCAAGAGCUGCCCUUCAGUUUGGUAAGUCACAUAAAUUGAUGGAAGAUGAAAGGGAGACCUUGCUUGGGAUCCUUGGUGAACAGGUUUCUGAGCCAUUACGGGCAUUAAUUACAGGUGCUCCUUUGGAGGAUGCUCGGCACUUGACCCACCGUUAUGACAGACUCCGCCAAGAGGUUGAAGCUCAGGUAUUUCAAUAUUUUAAAAUUUGGAGUAGACCAAUUUGGACUGUUAAAGUUCUAUACUGUUGGAAUUCUGGUUGGUCAGAUCAUUGACCAGAAAAGGUCAAAUAUCAGAAAUUUGGCAUGGUCUUCUUCGCCUGCAGUCUAACUGUAAUCUCUUGACCUUCUUAUAAUUGCAUGGCCCAGCUAGUUCAUUAAUAGUAGUUUAAUUUAGUUAACUAAAACAAAUUUGAUGUGCUCACUGACAGGAUAAUCAAAUUGUUUUUUCCCUUUUUUUGUGUGUGGUGUCAACCAAAACUGUGCUUGUACCUCCUGUCUAUCUCAAGCCAAAAAAAUACCAAUAACAAGAGACACAUAAAGCAGGAGGUUUUUAAACACAUAAAUGUGGAAAGAAUCAAAUACUUUAUUGACUCUUAAGUGUAUAACCUUCCAAAAUUUCAUC